CCAUGUGAGCCGGAGCGCGGGGACGAGACUUCCUGCCGCCGCAGGCCGGACCGGGCCGGGCGCCCGCAGAUGUGCCCCCCUCGGGCGCUCCCGCGCUGAGUGUGAGGCGAGCCCUCCAGCGCCUGCCCACCAUGUCGCAGAUGCUGCACAUCGAGAUCCCCAACUUCGGGAACACCGUGCUCGGCUGCCUCAAUGAGCAGCGCCUGCUGGGCCUCUACUGUGAUGUGUCCAUCGUGGUCAAAGGCCAGGCUUUCAAGGCCCACCGGGCCGUCCUGGCCGCCAGCAGCCUCUACUUCCGGGACCUGUUCAGCGGCAACAGCAAGAGCGCCUUCGAGCUGCCGGGCACCGUGCCGCCCGCCUGCUUCCAGCAGAUCCUGUCCUUCUGCUACACGGGCAGGCUGACCAUGGCGGCCAGCGAGCAGCUCGUGGUCAUGUACACGGCCGGCUUCCUGCAGAUCCAGCACAUCGUGGAGCGCGGCACGGACCUCAUGUUCAAGGUGAGCUCGCCCCACUGUGACUCGCAGACCGCCAUGAUCGAGGACGCCAGCUCGGAGCCCCAGAGCCCCUGCACCCAGCUGCAGCCGGCUGCCCCCGCAGCACCCCCCUACGUCGUGUCCCCCUCUGUGCCCAUCCCGCUGCUGACCCGCGUGAAGCACGAAGCCACGGAGCUGCCGCCGGCCGCCGGCCCGGGCCUGGCCCCCAAGCGCCCACUGGAGACGGGGCCCCGGGAUGGCCCGACGGUGGCGGCGGGUGCCACGGCGGUGGGCGCGGCCCCGCUCAAGCUGCCCCGGGUGUCCUACUACGGGGUGCCCAGCCUGGCCACCCUCAUCCCCAGCAUCCAGCAGGUGCCCUACUCCCAGGGAGAGCGGACCAGCCCGGGGGCCAGCAGCCUGCCCACCACCGACAGCCCCACCUCUUACCACAACGAGGAGGAUGAGGAGGACGACGAGGCCUAUGACACGAUGGCAGAGGAGCAGUUCGGCCAGAUGUACAUCAAGGCCACCGGCAGCUACGCAGUGCAAGAGAAGCCGGAGCCCGUGCCCCUGGAGAGCCGCUCCUGCGUCCUCAUCCGCCGUGACCUCGUGGCCCUGCCUGCCAGCCUCAUCAGCCAGAUUGGGUACCGCUGCCACCCCAAGCUGUACUCGGAAGGGGACCCCGGCGAGAAGCUGGAGCUGGUGGCAGGCUCCGGGGUCUACAUCACGCGCGGUCAGCUCAUGAACUGCCACCUGUGCGCGGGCGUGAAGCACAAGGUCCUGCUGCGGCGGCUGCUGGCCACCUUCUUCGACAGGAACACCCUGGCCAACAGCUGUGGCACAGGCAUCCGCUCCUCCACGAGCGACCCCAGCCGCAAGCCUCUGGACAGCCGGGUUCUGAACGCUGUGAAACUGUACUGUCAGAACUUCGCCCCCAGCUUCAAGGAGAGCGAGAUGAACGUCAUUGCCGCGGACAUGUGCACCAAUGCCCGCCGGGUCCGGAAGCGCUGGCUGCCCAAGAUCAAGUCUAUGCUGCCCGAGGGCGUGGAGAUGUACCGCACGGUCAUGGGCUCCUCGGCGGCCGGCGUGCCCCUCGACCCCGACUUCCCGCCCGCCGCAGCGCAGGUGUUCGAGCAGCGCAUCUACGCAGAGCGGCGGGGGGACGCGGCCACCAUCGUGGCUCUGAGGACUGACGCCGUGAACGUCGACCUGAGCGCCGCCGCCAACCCCGGCUUCGACGCAGCCGAGGAGGCGGACGGGGCCGGCUCGGUCAUCCAGGAGGUGGCCGCGCCCGAGCCGCCACCCGCUGCGGCCCCGAGCCCCCCGCAGCCCUUCGAGCAGGCGGGCGCGAGCUCCAGCCGGCCGCAGACGCCCGCGGCGCCCCGGAGACCGGAGGCGUCCUACGCGGGGACCUUGUAGAGGGGCCGCCGGGAGGCUCGCGGCCGGUACUAAAGCUGCUUGCAUGCGUUACUAAUACAAACAGAUGUGAUCAAGCCACUUACUACGGAACUGCUACUGUUGCCUGAAAAAAAUGUGAUUUUUAUCCUGCUUGUAUUUAAAGUUUAUGAAGGAAACAAAUGCAUUCGUUAUACUGUAAAGGGUUAGUCCACUGGUGACCUAGUUGCGAGGAAGGUCCCAGGGCUCCUUUGAUACCUGCGAGGUUCGUCUCCAGGCCGUGGGCCUCUGACCCCGCUCCGGGAGGGACGAGAGCCUGUGGUCCCCGGUGCCUGGGAGCCGGAUCUGGGGGCCAGUGGCCUGGGGCCUGUCUCCCGACCCUCGCUGCUGACUUGGGGGACCCCAUGCACCCUUUGGGGCCAGGGGCCAGGGCUGGGCCCACAGGGGCCAAACUCCUCCUUUUCCCUUAUUCCUAAGACUCGGGGGUCAGGCCUGCCGGGCCGGCUGCGUGCGUGGAGCGCCCACGAGCGCGUGUGUGAGUGCGCGUGUGUUUGAACGUGUGCAGGGGCAGCGGUGUGAGCGCAGCAGGGGGAGGGAGAGCUCCAUGCACCUCCAGCCUCCUGCCCGGCGUCUGGGGGCCCUCCCGGCCCCCUCAGCUCCACGGCCAGGGCAGCCCCGCUGCCCUUAACCAUGUUGGGAUUACAUUUGUUUGUUUGUUUUUGUCUUAAUUCAGAUCUAGUUCAUGUAUGGUUUGAAAACUUUCAGACCAAAAGAGCAAAAAAUUAGGGAGGAUUUGGUGUCCCUGCCCUCAACCCUCUAUGCCUGGGUCUGGGUCUCCUGUGGACCGUGCCUCGCCCUGCUCUGGCCCAGGUCCCAGGGAGAUGCCGCCGGGGUGUGUGACAGAGGAGGGUGUGGGAGCCCCUCGUGGCUGGGCUGGGCCUGAGCGGGUCCCGAAUUGUGCUGCAGACCCUGGGCCCGGGCGGCGGGCGGUGGGCAGGAGGAGCCCGGCAGCAGCAGGGCUGAGGAUCCAGAGCAUGGGGUGGGGAAGUGCAGUGAGGAGAGGCCGGAGACAGCCGUGGUGGGUGAUGCUGGAAGGCUCACUGCCGAGUUUGGGUGCCGGUCUUUGGUGAGCGAGGGCGCGGGCUGUGUGCACGCGGCCAGUGGUCGGGAAGCUUCCUGCUGAGUCCCACGUGUGCCCCCCCCCCCCGCCAGCCGCCCAUGAGACCAGAUGCCCUUCCAUUCCCAGAUGAAGGGGUCUGUUGCCCCCCGCCGCCGGCACGCUGCCUCCCCCGACCAGGUGCAGAGCAAGCCGGCAGCCUCUGGGCUCAGCCUCCCUGUGACCCACAAACCUGAGCCUCUCCCAGCCGUGGGCCUGCCCUGCGGGACUGCGACACCCGUGUGCUCAGGUGCCCUCUGACCAGGGCCCUGUGUGGAGACGCUUCGGGGAGACCCAGGUUGAGCGUGGAGCCUCCACGCCUCCUCCAGCCAGGCCACACAUGGGCCUGCCCUCCAGAAAGAUCUGAGGGCUCCCGGGAGGGAGUGGGGGCACCUCGGGCAGGCCCGUGGGAGCUUGUCUCAGCCCCUGUGCCCGAGAGCAGCGGUUGGCGGGGGGCGGGGGGGGUCUGGGCCCGAAGGGCCGCACUCCUGGGGAUCCGAGCCAGCCUUCUGGCCCAGAGGUGAGCCACACUGUCUCCGCCUCUUUCUCCCCUGACCUGGGCCCACCUGGGGUUGGAGCUGCCUGGGCCUGGGGCCCCAAGGCCACUCAGGACCUAGCCCUCCUGGAACUGAGAGGCGGCCAUCCUCAGGCAGCCACUGGGGGUGUGGGGGGGGAUGGGGAGGCUUGGCCCCCAUCCCCCUCUGUAGCUUCCCUUCCCAACCCUGAUGUGCACUUUAAUUUGACCAUCCCUGAGGACCCUGGGGAGACAGGCGGCUGGCCUGUCCUGGCCGUCCGCAGAAGGGCUCGCACGCUCGCUCUCCCUGUCCCCCCCGCCCCCCAACUCCAGAGUGAGAGCGGCCCCCAACCUGAGGCCGGGACACGAAGGGGUGCCCGUGGCCCGGUGACGGCGGCAGCGCCCGCACAGAGAAGGCCUGACCGCUGCUCAGGCCAGCACAAUGUCCCGCGACCUCUGUCCCUUAAUCGUGUGUAACCGCCGUCCGUCUCGUUGUCCCAGGUAGGGAAGGCAGGAGUGAUGUGUGAAACUUCAGUACUUCAAUGUGAAUGGGUCCUGAGCUCCCCUGAGCCCCAGGCGGGCCAGGCCGAGCGUUUUGCACUAAUGUGUCCCGCAGCGGACGUGGGUCCAGAGCGUUUGCGGACGGGCGUGGCUGAUGAUUGUAUCUGCCGGGGCGCUCCCUCCGCGUCCAGAAUGUUCCGCGGGGCGGGCGGCGGCGGGCCUGGGCUGGGAGGGGCCGACCAGAGUGCCUUAGCAUCUUCUGAUCAUUUUUCCCAAGGAAAACCCGUUAAAACCGGACCCUCCCCCUCCUCUGUUUACAAGACGACUAAUGCCUGUCCUGUGAGCGCGACCCCGACUCACCCCGACCCCGUAGAGCGAGAGACAAGCCACUCAGUAUUUAUGACGCGCCUGCACCUGACCCCCCAGCUUGACUAUUAGCAAUACACAUACACUACGUAGACUAACACAGAGCUGAGUUAGACCCGCGCCUUUCUGAGGAGGAGAGAAGGGACUGGACCCCGUCGGGGCGGACGUGGCAGGCGGCCGGCUGGGCCCCCACCCUCGCCCACCCUCCCCGGCGGACGGGCUGUGCCGCAGGAGAUAGUGGGAUGGAGUGCAAAAGGUCCAGAAGUGGGGAUGGGGAGAUGGGACGGGAUACCGUGAGCUGGCGGGGCCGCCCAGCCGGUGCUUGAAUUCUGUCUUGUGUUCUGUGCCGUGUCUGCUGUCACCCAGAGUUCUCUGUGGUCGCUUAAGUUCGCGUUGGAUUCAUGCGUCUUGCCUUGCCCCCGACUGUGGCCGUGGCUGUGGGUGCGUGGCCACGGGGAGGGACGGUCCUGGGAGCCCCCCAGCUGCAGUCUGGUUCUGGGGCGGUUGUGUUUGGAGCUGGGAGGGGGGCAGGGGGUGAGGGCUUGGGGGAGGACAGGGACUCUAGGGUGCCCGGCCCUGACGUCCCCUUGAAGGGCAGAAGGUUCUAGUACCAGCCCUGUGCCACCCCCGCCACUUACUGCUUAGCUCCCCCUCUCGGGUUAUUUUUAUGGAAGUGUCUUGAUGCCAGUGGAAGGCCGAUGGCCCAUUAACCACCUGAAAACUGUGAGAAAACCUCUGUUUGCCUUUGCCAGCAGUAAAUCCUACACACAGAGCUGGGAGUCUGGAGCUGCUGUUCCAGAAUGUUGCUGGUGCGUAAGUUUGUCCUUCUGUCAGCCAGGCAGCUCCGCGCGUCACCCGCCGCCGGCUGGAGAGCGUUAGGGCUUUGGUACAAGACGUUUCUAACGCGCCAAAAGGUUUUGGGUUUUGUUUGUUUGUUUGUUUUGUUUCUUUGGAAAAAAAAAACAUGCAAAGGAAAAUUAUGCAGAAUCUAAAGCAUUCGGAUUGGACAACCUGCUUGAAUUCCAAUCAACUCCUUCGUUGUUAGCGUUUUGCACAUGAUUGUAAUUUUUAUGUCAAAAGAAGCCAAAACUUGCAAUACUAUUUUUAGCAGACAAAAAAAAAAGAACUAAGUAUAAAAUGUAUAAAUAUUUUUGACUUGAACAUUGGAUGGCACUGGGUGCAAACAGACCGUUCAUCCUCUGGACGGAGCGUUUGGGAAAAAGAGCCUUUUUACAAAGACAUGGUUCCUGUCCAGUCUGGGAGGGGUUAAGUCCUGCUGUAACUCACGACUGUUAAACAAUAAAUAAAUGAAAUCACUGUUCCUUGUGCCGUGGAGCAGGUUUGUUUUCCUAGAACCAUCCCCGCCCCCGUCCGCCCCCCCACCCGCCCAGCGAGCAAGCUCGUCCCCCCCCUUCCCGCAGGUGCGUCCUCCCUCCUGCCGGCCCCCAGACCCCGCCGCUCAGCAGAGUCAGCGCUGUCGCCUUUGCUGCCGCAGUAGUCCCAGCCUGCAGAGACGUCCACCGGCCGCCAGGAAACCCAGGGCUUCCGCGGCGAGCGGAGCCCGAGCAGGACAUGGAAGUCCUUGCAAACAGAAGGAUGUGAUCGUUACUUGUAAAGCGCUUUGUAAAAUUCACAUUUACAGAAUAAUAAAGUCAGUUCAAACCCAA
Neogale vison (American mink) is the source of this 6072-nucleotide messenger RNA. It is a transcript of the gene NACC2, whose product is annotated as NACC family member 2. The coding region runs from base 132 to 1892 and encodes 586 amino acids. Gene Ontology annotation, molecular function: DNA-binding transcription factor activity, RNA polymerase II-specific; RNA polymerase II cis-regulatory region sequence-specific DNA binding; protein binding. The record is from RefSeq and is a predicted model, not a curated record. Gene Ontology annotation, biological process: regulation of transcription by RNA polymerase II. The transcript is spliced from 6 exons. Lineage: Eukaryota; Metazoa; Chordata; Mammalia; Carnivora; Mustelidae.